This is a messenger RNA of Exophiala bonariae, 1677 nucleotides long. RefSeq lists its product as uncharacterized. The transcript has 5 exons. NCBI's taxonomy places the organism in Eukaryota, Fungi, Ascomycota, Eurotiomycetes, Chaetothyriales, Herpotrichiellaceae. The coding region runs from base 1 to 1677 and encodes 558 amino acids. The record is from RefSeq and is a predicted model, not a curated record.
AUGGCAUAUGAGCAAGCCUCGGCUAUUGCUCGCAAAAGACGAGCCGCGAGUAUUGCUGCCUUCUACACCACGCCCACAUGGCCGGAGGCAGAGUUACCGGCCAAUCUGACAGACUUUGCAAUCAAAUCCGGCUACUACACGACAGGUGAGCUGGGAAUCAUCGAGUCGGAAGCAGAUGCCAUUCUUGAAAACAUCAAGACCCGAACAUGGACGUCGCUCGAUGUGGCGAAGGCUUUUUGCAAGGCUUCGGCUUUGGCACAGGAGUUGACCAAUUGUAUUACAGAAGUCUUGUAUCCUGAAGCCAUUGAGCGGGCCACCUAUCUCGACGACUAUCUUGCACGGACGGGCAAGACCGUGGGUCCACUCCAUGGUCUUCCGAUCUCGCUGAAAGACUGUUUCGUUACCGCGCCACACCCCUCGUCCAAUGGCUUGGCAGCAUACGCCAACGAGGCUAUGGACAAGGACUCACUGCUUGUCACAAUCCUGAGAGACCUCGGUGCCGUCUUCUAUGUGAAGACCAAUGUUCCAGUUGCAAUGAUGAUGGCAGAGACCACCAACAAUGUCUGGGGUGAAACGCGGAAUCCGUUACACAAGCACCUUAGCCCAGGAGGUUCAAGCGGUGGUGAAGGCGCCCUGAUAGCUUUCAAAGGCUCCCCCCUAGGUGUUGGUACAGACAUAGGCGGCAGUAUCCGCAUUCCAGCAGCCUGGUGCCAUCUAUACGGACUGAAACCGAGUUUCGGUCGCUAUCCAACCUACGGAGGGAAACCCAGCAUCGCCGGCCAGGAGUACAUCCUCGCGAUCAAUGGGCCAAUGGCCCGGUCCCUCAAAUCCAUCAGACUCUACUCCGAAGCCGUCCUAUCAGACCAAGUCAGGCCAUGGGAUUUUGAUCACAAAUGCGUGCCCAUACCGUGGAGGAACAACGUCAUCCAACCACCCGGUCGCAAACUCCGACUUGGCCUAAUCGGCAUCGAAGACGGCCUGGUCCACUGUCAUCCACCGGUAGAACGAGCAUUGAACAUGACGAAAGCCGCGCUCGAAAAGGCAGGACACGAGAUCAUUCCCUGGUCGACGGAAGACCACGAGGCGAUCGUCAAGAACCUCCAAGCCGCAUUCUUCGACCUCGGCGGCACGGCGAUCAUGGACGUCGUGAACUCGUACGACGAGCCCGUGUUCCCGAGCAUGCAAGGCUACGCGGUCGCCGCGCAAGCGGGCGAAAGCGAGCUGGGCCCCACCAAGAUGCGCCUGAUGAACCUGCGCCGCAACGCCCUGCAGAAAGCGUAUCUGGACCGCUGGAACGCGUCCGCCACAGCCGACGGCAAGCCGCCCAUCGAUGGAAUCAUCCAGGCCGUGUCGCCGUGGGCGGCGCCCCGCCUCGGCGAGACACAGCGCUCCGGCCUCUACGUCGGAUAUACAGGCGUGUGGAACUUUCUCGAUUUCGCAGCAUGCACUUUUCCCGUCACGUUCGCAGAUCAAGCCAUCGAUGUGGCGCGCGACCCAAAGACAUUCAAGCAGCUGAGCGACAUCGACGGCCGCAUCCAAAAGGACUACGACGCGGCAUUCUACCACGGUGCCCCAGUGUCGCUGCAGGUUGUGGGCCGCAGGCUUGAGGAGGAGAAGGUCCUCGAGAUGACCGAGGCCAUCGCUGCUGCCCUUGCUGCUGCUGAGAGCGGGAAAUGA